Naegleria lovaniensis is the source of this 885-nucleotide messenger RNA. RefSeq lists its product as uncharacterized. NCBI's taxonomy places the organism in Eukaryota, Heterolobosea, Eutetramitea, Acrasida, Naegleriidae. The record is from RefSeq and is a predicted model, not a curated record. The coding region runs from base 1 to 885 and encodes 294 amino acids. The transcript has a single exon.
AUGUCUCCCCUGAACCCAAUGGCUAAACUCUUUGCAAGUUGGUAUCAACCAGUACAUGUCAAUGAACCAGCCUCUCCAACAGAAGUUUCAAGUCAAAGCACCAAGAAGCAACAGUCCAAAUUUCCCUUCAAGAAAUUUAAAAGUGUUUCAAAUCAUCUUAAGAGUGGAGGUGAAGAAAGGCAGAAACAACAACAAGAACAAUUGGCAUCCAAGUCAGCCCAUGAGGUUUCAUCAUCCCAAGCAUCCGAAUUGGACAGUAUCACUGUGCUUUCACGAGCCAUUCCCGAAUACAAUCUUUCACAAUUUCGAUUUGGAGGUGUUUCGUCUGAAAGCCUAUCCGUACACACAUCGGAUAAGGCUGAAUUGACCAAUUCUGGAGAUGAAUGGUCUCUCAUGAUCAUCAGCAACCAACCUUUAACUUCUCAAACCAGGGUGGAAAACAUUUUCAAAUUUCCUUCUUCAACAUGUUGUUGUGAAAAUCCCUUGGAUCGCAUACUGAUGCUUGCAGAUAGAGUAAAGGACAAAGAACAUGUGUGUCUCAAUCGAGAUGGCUUUCAAGCGAGUGACUCAAUCUCCAAUAGCAGCUCCUUUUCAUCUUCAGAAGGGGUAGAGAAUUCCAAUACUUGUUGUAAGGAAAUGGUGGACACUACGCCAACGUUCUUGGAGGAAGACUUGCCAAUUGAUAAGCUCUUCAAAUCCAGAACUCGAGUGAGCAAGAAGAGACACACUUCGAAAAGAAAGAAUUCUUCAUCCUUAAAAGAAAUUGAUUUUUUCACCUUUUUAUCCAUGGAAGGUAACAAUAUUCAAGGCAGACGACCUUCAGUAGUGAUUGUUCAAACAGCAGUAGAUAGAAGAGUCUCCAUUGUCGAAGAAUAUGUUGACUAG